AUGGAGGCCCUGCGGAACCCCAUGCCCCUGGGCUCCAGCUCCGAGGAGUCCCUCCGGGAUGAGGCCUGCAGCUCCCAGACCAAGGGGGCCAGGGCAGAGGCUGACCCAACCCAGAAAGAAAUCCCCAGCCCCCGGGGAGACCCCCAGGGGAUCCCGAGUGAAGAGAGCAGUCCAGGAGCUGCUGGGAGGACCCUUCCCAGGAGGUCUCAGUCCUGGGACAGGUCCCUCAGAAGCUCCCAAAGUGACAGCCAGCGGGCUUCCAACCACUCAGCAAGUGCCAGGCCCUGGGGUCUCUUAGGACGACAAGCUGCGGGGACCAGAAAUGCAGGCCCCAGCGGCCCCUCAUGUGCCACAGCAGAGAGUCCUGGCUGCAACAAAGAAGAAGCCAGUGUAUACACCAAUGGCAGCAGCUUCCAGGGACAAGAUGUGCUUGCUGAGCUGCUGUGCACCGAGGGUGAAGGACGGCUGCCUGGCAUAGGAGACUCGCCCAACCGGGUGCCUGGGCAGGUGCUGGAAAUCAACCAGGAGCUGCUGCAGUCCGGGGUCGUCACCCUCCCAGGGACCCGAGACCGCCAGGGAAGAGCAGUGGCACAGGUCUGCCUGAGGGGCCCACUGUGGUCCAGCAAACACACCUCCAGUGCCGAGCUGAUCUGCCUGCUGAAGUACCUCCAUGGCAUCCCCAGGAAGGAGGUGCGGGACCUGGGGCUGGUCAUCCUGGUGGACGCACGCAAGAGUCCGGCUGCCCCUGCUCUCUCCCAGGCCUUGACAGCACUGCAGAACACAUCUCCUCCUACGAUUCACAGUAUUUUGCUCUUGGUGGAUAAAGAAUCAGCAUUUAGGCCUGACAAGGAUGCAACAAUUCAGUGUGAGGUGGUGGGCUCCCUGAAGGCCCUGCACAAGCUCGUGGACAACUCCCAGCUAACCGCAGACCUCGAGGGCUCCUUUCCCUAUAGCCACAGUGACUGGAUCUGCUUCCGGAGGAAGGUGGAGCCCUUCACCACAAACUGCGAGGAUGCCAUUGUUUUUCUACAAAAUUCAGUCCGCUCCUUGAAUGCCCACAGGCCCCUCAGCACAGCACAGGAGGUCAUGGAGUCAAUCAGCAAGCACAAGGCGACUAUGAAGCGUGUCCUGGAAGACACCCUGCUGGUCGCCCUCCGGCUGGAAGGUGGCACCGUGCUGGCACGGCUGAGGAGGGAGGAGCAUGGCACCAGUGAAGACUGCCGAGACACCAUCGAGGCCGCCUCCAGGCUGUACAACCAACUGGACGAAGAGGUCCAUAGGCUCGUCCUCACCUCCAACCGGUGUCUGCAGGAGCUGGAGAAUCUGCGAGAACUGAGGAUGCUCGAGGAGGGAGGUGACCGGUCACAACAUUGUCAGAAAGGACUACAGCUGACGGAAGAGCACAACUCACAAGACGCAGAGGGCAUGGUCCAGGACUUCAGACGGUGUCAGAGCGCCAUGGCUGGCCAGGCUGAGUGGAGGGACGGAGAGCUGGCCAGUUGGGCCCACCCGUCCGAGUUCUAUGAGUCGGUGAACAGGUGGAUGCUGCGGGGCAGCGAGUGCCUGGAACCCCGGGGCCCAGAGCUGGUUGCUAAGUGUUUGCCGGAGGCUGUGGAAGCGGCUUCAAAGAGCUUCCCCAGGGCGAGCGUGGCGGUGCCGGGCCUGGGCGGCCAGCGGGUGCUGGGGCAGUGGCUCGCCUUUGGGAUGCAGUGCCAGCAGACCCCACUCCACUCACAGGAGGCCCUUCCUGGGACCGCCCUGGGCCCUGCUGUCCCCCUUCUGGGCCGGAGCCCCCUGAAGCAUAAGCUUGCCCAGGGGACCAAGGGGAGGCACCAUGAGCCACCCUGGGUCCCCCUUACUGACCCCAAGGGCCGAGCUGGGGAGUGGGCCCAACUGCUGCCCAGCCUCCCUGGACAGGCUGCUCUGUGUGGUCAGGAGAGUAAGCACCUGAGCCCAGGUGUGCCCACCCCGGACAGCAGCUCCCCCUGCUCCUCUGAGUCCAUCCAGACAUCUGCUGGCCACCCCAGGAAACAUCCCCUGAAGAAAAUUAUGAAGAAAACACAAAACUUCGAGAUUCCACAGCUUAACAGUGACUCCAGGGACUCCCGCUGGCCAGGCCACACUGGGGCCUUCAUCAAAGGCCUGGAGGUGACCAGCACUGUGGCCUCAGAGAAGAAGCCCCCACUGAGGCCAUGUGCUGAGAGCCCCUUGGUCACUCGGAACCGGAGUCUGUCCUCUCCCUCCAGGAUCCAGUCCACCAAGGAGGAUGGGAGGAGGCGAGCAGGAAGCAACCGACUGCAGCACGUAAUGGCCGAGAUGAUUUCCACGGAGAGGGAGUAUGUUAGGUCCUUAGGAUAUGUCAUCGACAACUAUUUUCCAGAAAUGGAAAGAAUGGACCUGCCCCAGGACCUGCGAGGGAAGCGCAGCAUCAUUUUUGGGAACUUGGAGAAGCUCCACGACUUCCACUGCCAGCACUUCCUCAACGAGCUGGAACACUGCCGGCACUGCCCGUGGGCGGUGGGCCGCGGGUUCCUGAGACACGAAAAGCAGUUUGGCAUGUACGCGCUCUACAGCAAGAACAAGCCCCAGUCGGACGCCCUGCUCUGCGGCCGCGGCAACGCUUUCUUCAAGGACAAGCAGCGGAAGCUGGGCGACAAGAUGGACCUGGCCUCCUACCUGCUGAAACCUGUGCAGCGCCUGGGCAAGUACGCGCUGCUGCUGCAGGACCUGGUCAGGGAGGCUGGCCGCUGCCCCGCCCGCGAGCAGGAGCUGGGCGAGCUGCAGGCCGCCGAGGACAUGGUCCGCUUCCAGCUGCGCCAUGGCAACGAUCUGCUGGCCACGGAUGCCGUCCGCGGCUGCGACGUGAACCUGAAGGAGCAGGGGCAGCUCAGAUGCCAGGACGAGUUCGUCGUUUGCUGUGGAAGGAAGAAGUACCUGAGGCACGUGUUCCUUUUUGAAGAGCUCAUCCUGUUUAGCAAGACCAAAAAGGUAGACGGAGGCCACGACAUCUACGAGUACAAGCAGUCCUUCAAGACGGCUGAGAUUGGGAUGACGGAGAACGUCGGAGACAGCGGCUUGAGGUUUGAGAUCUGGUUCCGCAGACGGUGGAAGUCCCAGGACACCUACAUUCUCCAGGCGAGCUCCACAGAGGUCAAGGCCGCCUGGACCCAUGCCAUAGGGAAGAUCCUGUGGCAGCAGGCUCUGAGGAACAGAGAACUCAGAAGGCAGGAAAUGGUGUCUAUGGGGAUGGGCGACAAACCGUUCGUGGACAUCAAGCCCAGCGACGCGGCCAUAAAUGACCGGGCGAUCGAUUACAUCAUGCAGGGAACAGGGUCACGAACCCGAGCGUCCAUAGCUGUGCCCUCCUGUGACCACACCGCCCCCUUCAAGAGACCGCACUCCACCAUCUCGGACAGCAGCACUUCCUCCUCCAGCAGCCAGGCCUCCUCUGCCCUGGGGCAGCCGACCCUGCACGUGUCCACCAGCCUGGCCCACCGGGGCCUGCUGAGCCCUACCCUCUGCCCCUGGCCGUGCGAUAUCAGCACCUGUAUAGAGGAGGACAAGCUGGAGACAGGGAGCCAGCCUUCCACACGUGAGUGCAUGUUCGUGCUGGAGCAGCGCACGCUCCAGCCCCGGCAGCGGGUUUGGGUGGGGGAAACAGUUCACAUGUUCGUCUGUUUCAUUUGA
Messenger RNA from Ceratotherium simum simum (southern white rhinoceros), 3687 nucleotides. The record is from RefSeq and is a predicted model, not a curated record. Lineage: Eukaryota; Metazoa; Chordata; Mammalia; Perissodactyla; Rhinocerotidae.